AUGGUUCCGCCAGAAGGAUAUCAAAUAAGGGUUUUCUCAAUCGCCUUGUGCUAUAUUGUCGCGACCAUGGCAAGUUUUCAAGCCUUCACGAUGAUUGCCCCAGGAGCGGCGCUUGGUACAAGAUGCUCCACUCGGACAUUCUUUGCGAUUUUGCUUUCUUUCUUUUGCUUGAAAGAAAAGAUUCUCAAGUUGGAGAUAUUCUCCGUCGUUUUCUGUACGAUCGGAUUGAUUUUCUACGCUGGCGAUUCGAUGACUAGGAACAUGGAUGUCAAUAAUGGAUCUUCUCUUCCUCAAAAUGUCAUCACAGGUCUAGGCUUCGGUCUUUGCGCCGUCGCUGGGCUUUCAAGAAGUAUUGGAAUGACGAUGUAUCGGAAAAUUAAAGUCGAGAUCGAUCCAGUCACGAUCGUGCUUGUGCACUCUGUGAUGACUGUAAUCGCCGUCAUUCCGAUUAUGCUCGAGUUUGAAAGCUUCAGUUUACCGAAAACCUCAUCUGGCUGGGUUUACUUGGUUGGUGCUUGUUGUUCGGCGACUAUCGCUACUUUCUGCAGCAAUUGGUCCCUACAGUAUAUCAACCCUGGACUCGCUUCUGUCGCACAGAAUACUGACAUCAUAGUUUCGGUAACAUUAGAACAUUUGGUGAUUAAAACGCUCCCGUCUGGAUUGGAAAUCGCCGCAGUUAUUUUUGUUUUACUCGGGACAACUUCAUUACCACUUUUCCGAUACUGGGAAUCGCUCAAGAAGGAGCGCGAGGACGAAGAUGAAGAUGCUAAAGCCCUUCUUAAAUAA
This is a messenger RNA of Oikopleura dioica, 786 nucleotides long. The record is from the annotation of a GenBank genome assembly. NCBI's taxonomy places the organism in Eukaryota, Metazoa, Chordata, Appendicularia, Copelata, Oikopleuridae.